GCCAUAUUGGAUUUCUGCGCAUCAGGCUGGUCGAUCUAGCCUCUAAUAUUGAUAUUUAUGGUCAUUUCCUUUCCGGCGAAUAUAAGCGUGAGUAAAGAAGUACCAUGGCUGCUGCUAUUUCUUCAGAUGUUGAUAUGGCGAAUCGACAAAAAGAAAUUAAAGACACUGGACAAGAAAGUGGAACUAAAGUUGAAAUUCCUGUUGGGGAAUCUGGAGAUAAACGCAAGCCAGUAUGUUUAAUUGUUCUAGGCAUGGCAGGAUCUGGCAAAACUACGUUCGUACAGAGGCUGACAGCUUACCUACAUAGCAGAAAGUCCCCCCCUUACGUUAUUAACUUGGAUCCAGCUGUACAUGAGGUUCCUUUUCCAGCAAAUAUUGAUAUACGAGACACAGUGAAUUAUAAAGAAGUAAUGAAGCAAUAUGGUCUUGGACCCAACGGGGGAAUUGUGACAUCACUAAAUCUUUUUGCAACUAGAUUUGACCAGGUGAUUAAGUUUGUUGAAAAAAAACAGAGUGAUUGCAAAUAUGUGCUAAUAGACACUCCAGGACAAAUUGAAGUGUUCACGUGGUCUGCAUCUGGAACAAUAAUUACAGAUGCGCUUGCAUCCACAUUUCCUUGUGUAGUAAUCUAUGUAAUGGAUACCUCUCGUAGCACCAGUCCUGUCACCUUUAUGUCAAACAUGCUGUAUGCCUGCAGCAUCCUGUAUAAGACAAAGCUUCCCUUUAUUGUGGCAAUGAAUAAGACUGAUAUCAUUGAUCAUAGCUUUGCAGUUGAUUGGAUGCAAGAUUUUGAAGUUUUUCAAGAUGCUUUGAACCAGGAAACAUCAUAUGUCAGUAACUUGACCCGGUCAAUGAGUCUUGUCUUGGAUGAGUUCUACAGUAACCUCCGGGUAGUUGGAGUCUCUUCUGUAACAGGAAAUGGGUUAGAUCAGCUCUUCCAGCAGGUGUCAGAAGCUGCAAAAGAAUAUGAAAUGGAAUAUUUACCUGAAUAUGAAAGACUUCAAAAGAAAAUGAUUCAGGCUCAAAUCAAAAAACAAGAAAAGCAGUUGGAAAACUUACACAAAGAUAUGGGAGUUUUUGGUAUGGAAACAAGCGAAACAACAGAAUCUCCAGGACCUAGUGGACUCAUCCUUACUAGAGGAAAUAUUGAAGAAGAUGAAGUAGACAGUGACACAGAUGACAUAGACCACAAUCUUACUGAAGAAAGCAAAGAAUCCUCUUCAUUCAGCACUUUCCUAAAAGAAAGGCGCUCUGUUGUUGAAGUUAGGAGCAAGAAGCUGCAGUGAGAGCAAAGAUUGUAAGAAGCAGUUCUGCAAUUU
This is a messenger RNA of Erpetoichthys calabaricus (reedfish), 1319 nucleotides long. It is a transcript of the gene gpn1, whose product is annotated as GPN-loop GTPase 1. The transcript is spliced from 14 exons. The record is from RefSeq and is a predicted model, not a curated record. NCBI's taxonomy places the organism in Eukaryota, Metazoa, Chordata, Cladistia, Polypteriformes, Polypteridae. Gene Ontology annotation, molecular function: GTPase activity; ATP hydrolysis activity. The coding region runs from base 105 to 1286 and encodes 393 amino acids.